Messenger RNA from Limulus polyphemus (Atlantic horseshoe crab), 1624 nucleotides. Its product is annotated as actin, cytoplasmic 1-like. NCBI's taxonomy places the organism in Eukaryota, Metazoa, Arthropoda, Merostomata, Xiphosura, Limulidae. The transcript is spliced from 5 exons. The record is from RefSeq and is a predicted model, not a curated record. The coding region runs from base 200 to 1330 and encodes 376 amino acids.
UGUUAAGCACAUUAAUAUCAAUACGUGUACGUGACAGCAUGAUAACAAUAUUCAUGACAAAUGAGUUUCCGAGCGGGUGACCUUUGAUAAUUUAGUAUAUAAAUUACCUUAUAGUGAUCUUCUAAACCCUCAUUUAUCAGACAGACAGCCAAGGUUGAAGAUCUACACGUUCCAGCGACUUACCAAAAUAGAAAUCAUAAUGUGCGACGAAGACAUUGCUGCCCUUGUUAUUGACAAUGGUUCCGGAAUGUGCAAAGCUGGCUUUUCCGGAGAUGACGCUCCUCGUGCCGUGUUUCCUUCCAUCGUUGGUCGUCCACGCCACCAGGGCGUGAUGGUUGGUAUGGGACAGAAGGACAGCUAUGUCGGUGAUGAGGCCCAAAGUAAAAGAGGUAUCCUAACCCUGAAGUACCCCAUAGAACAUGGUAUCGUCACUAAUUGGGAUGAUAUGGAGAAGAUCUGGCACCAUACCUUCUACAACGAACUUCGUGUGGCCCCUGAAGAGCACCCUGUUCUUCUAACUGAAGCACCCCUUAACCCUAAACUGAACAGAGAAAAAAUGACCCAGAUUAUGUUCGAAACAUUCAACACUCCUGCCAUGUACGUAUCCAUCCAGGCUGUGUUAGCCCUCUACGCUUCUGGCAGAACUACGGGUAUCGUUAUGGAUUCUGGUGACGGGGUUACGCACUGUGUUCCAAUUUACGAAGGAUAUGCUCUCCCCCACGCUAUUCUUCGAUUGGAUCUAGCUGGUCGGGACCUCACUGAUUAUCUGAUGAAAAUCUUGACCGAGCGUGGAUAUACAUUUACGACAACAGCUGAGCGAGAAAUUGUUCGUGACAUCAAAGAGAAACUUUGUUACGUCGCUCUAGACAUUGAUCAAGAGAUGAACACAGCUGCCUCCUCAUCUUCUUUGGAGAAAUCUUACGAGUUGCCUGACGGUCAGGUGAUCACCAUUGGUAACGAGAGGUUCCGCUGCCCUGAGGCUCUCUUCCAGCCUUCUUUCUUGGGUAUGGAGUCUUGUGGUAUCCACGAAACCACCUACAAUUCCAUUAUGAAGUGCGAUGUUGAUAUCCGAAAAGACUUAUAUUCCAACGUUGUUCUGUCUGGUGGUUCCACAAUGUAUCCUGGCAUUGCUGAUAGGAUGCAAAAAGAAAUCAUCUCUCUAGCACCCAAUACCAUGAAGAUCAAGAUCAUCGCUCCUCCUGAGAGGAAGUACUCUGUCUGGAUCGGCGGGUCCAUCUUGGCUUCUCUGUCUACUUUCCAGCAAAUGUGGAUCUCCAAACAAGAGUACGACGAGUCUGGUCCCAGCAUUGUUCAUCGCAAAUGCUUUUAAACUAAUUCGAAAAGCUAUAUUAUCGAGCAUUGUACAGUAAUAAAUUAAAUUAAUAUUUAUUCAUCCUAAUAAAAACAACAAUGAAUUUAAUGUUUUGUAUUUUAGAAAUCAAAAAGCGUUCUUAUUUUCGGAACUUAAGACUUAAAAAGAAAAUAUUUUUAACAUCCUAUAUAAUGAAUACUACACGUAAAUUAAAAACGGUUGUAUUUUCAGUAUAUAAUAUUUAAGAAUUUUGUUUAUACCAUAUUGUGAUAAAUUGUAAUAAAAUGCAAACACUAUAAAAAUUGUGAGCAU